Messenger RNA from Selaginella moellendorffii, 799 nucleotides. RefSeq names its product calcium load-activated calcium channel homolog. The record is from RefSeq and is a predicted model, not a curated record. Gene Ontology annotation, cellular component: cytoplasm; endoplasmic reticulum membrane. The coding region runs from base 59 to 619 and encodes 186 amino acids. Gene Ontology annotation, biological process: endoplasmic reticulum calcium ion homeostasis. The transcript has a single exon. Lineage: Eukaryota; Viridiplantae; Streptophyta; Lycopodiopsida; Selaginellales; Selaginellaceae. Gene Ontology annotation, molecular function: calcium channel activity.
UCGCCGCCAUUGCUAAAGAUUUCUAGGGUUCUUGAGCAAAAUAUUUUAGGGAUCUUGGAUGGAUCCGGGGUAUGGCGACUCGCUGCUCAUCCUCGCCAUCGCCUUCGCCUCCGCGUGUAUCUGCGAGGGGAUCUCCUGGCUCCUGAUCUACCGCUCCUCCUCCUACAAGGCGCUGCGCUACACCAUAGAUCGCACCAGCAAGAAGCUGGAGACGAUGAAGAGCGGCGGGGGAGGCGCCAAGAAAUCCUCGCGCACCAAGAAGAUGGAUCGAUUCGAGUCGAGCCUCAAGGAAUCGAGCAGGGAUCUCUCCUUUUUCAAGUUCAAAUCCGGCGCCGUCGUGGCGCUCGUCUUGCUCGUCGUGUUUGGCCUCCUCUCGUCGCUCUUCGAGGGCAAGCCCGUGGCGAAGCUCCCAUUCGCGCCGUCGCCAUUCAUCCAGAAGAUGACGCACAGGGGCCUGCCCGGCGACGAUCCCACCGAUUGCUCCAUGGUCUUCUUCUACUUCCUCUGCUCGGUAAGCAUCCGAUCCAAUCUCCAGAAGCUGCUAGGGUUCGCUCCCCCGCGCGGCGCCGCUGCCAAUGCCGGGAUGAUGUUCGCUGCUCCCGAUCCGAAGGCGCGGUAGUAAUGGAUCGAUCGAUCGCUCUUGUGUUCUUGAUUAAUCCUCUAGUUCUUCCUCGAUUCAAUGUGUUCUUCCAUGGAGGACUCUCUCGAAAAUUCCUAGAAGAGGAAUCCUAGUGUGCUAUGCCACGUGGUGUGUGUUUAGAGGCCACGAUUGUAAUAAAGCACCGCGCCGUCUCUGUUC